This is a messenger RNA of Dromiciops gliroides (monito del monte), 2320 nucleotides long. It is a transcript of the gene TNFRSF1A, whose product is annotated as TNF receptor superfamily member 1A. The transcript has 10 exons. Bases 295 to 1563 code for a protein of 422 amino acids. Lineage: Eukaryota; Metazoa; Chordata; Mammalia; Microbiotheria; Microbiotheriidae. Gene Ontology annotation, molecular function: tumor necrosis factor binding; tumor necrosis factor receptor activity. Gene Ontology annotation, biological process: inflammatory response; prostaglandin metabolic process; tumor necrosis factor-mediated signaling pathway. The record is from RefSeq and is a predicted model, not a curated record. Gene Ontology annotation, cellular component: signaling receptor complex; membrane raft; mitochondrion.
UGUUUGCUCCCUCCCUCCCCCUUCUCCCCAAGCUUUUUCGACUCCCGCUGCCUGCUCAGGUUCGGACCCUGGCUCAAGCCGGGCGGGGCUCAGGUACUGGUGCCAGCUGCGGCUCCAGUUCUGUCUUCUGGGCUGUCGGCACCUUGCGUAGAUCUCCAUCCCAAGAGCCUGGCUCGGGUCUCUGAACUCGGAAUCCCGUGCUCGGCUUAGGACCGGCUCGCUCGCUCGUAGCUGCUCCCGCGGCUGCCCCUCUGAGCCCUAAUGGGGGAGUGAGAAGCUACGGCCAGGCCGGACAUGGGCCACCCCACCCUGCCUGGCUUGGUGCCACUGGUGGCCCUGGCCCUGAUCGUGGGACUGUACCUUCCAGUUGCUACUGGGAUGUCUACCCAUCAAGAAAAGCGAGCCAUCGAGUGUCCCCAGGGGAAAUAUAAGCACCGCACCAAUGAAUCUAUCUGUUGUCUCAAAUGUCAUAAAGGGACUUACUUGAAAGCUGACUGUGGUGGUCCAGAUCUCGUGCCUUAUUGUGAGACUUGCGAGAAUGGCACCUACACAGAUAUAGAGAAUUUCUCUCCAGGGUGCGAACCCUGUUCUGGCUGCAGAAGCGAGAUGGGCCAGGUUCAGAAGAAACCCUGCACAGUCUCAAGCAACACAGUGUGUGGAUGUAGGGAAAACCAAUAUCAACAAAAACAAGGAGAAAAUGAGAAAUUCUUUAAAUGUGUUGACUGUAACCCGUGCCACAAUGGCACGAUACAACGUCCAUGUCAGGAGAAACAGGAUGCUGUGUGUGCCUGUAAUUCAAAUUUCUUUUGGCAUAAUCAGAAAUGCAGGCCAUGUAGUGAGUGCACACCAGAGAAAAAGUGCAGACCUAGCUGCCCCUUAGAGACUGCUAACCCAGAGGAAUCAGGUCCAGUGCUUAUGUCCUUGGUGAUCUUUUUGGGGUUUUGUUGCCUCUCCCUCAUCUUCAUUGUUGUCCUCUGUCAUUACUCACGAUGGAAGUCCAAACUCUAUUUAAUUUUCUGUGGGAGACGGUCUCCUCCAGUAAAAGAGGAAGAACAUCAGCGGCCUCUGGCCUCACCCCACCUCGUCAAUCACGUCCCUUCUACCCCCUUCUACGGCCAUUCCCUUCCAAACGAUUGGUCGCCUUUGCACGAAGAACAACCUAUCAGGCCGUCGCCCUACCUGCAGGCGGAACCCGUCGUUCACCGCAGCCAGCCAUCAGAUUGCGUCAUAUCAGACGUCACCUCCUUCCGCCUUGACAGGCCAGCUGUGCUGUAUGCCGUGGUAGACAAGGUGCCCCCCCGACGCUGGAAGGAGUUCAUUCGUCGAUUGGGGCUGGACGAGCACGAUAUUGAACUCCUAGAGAUGCAGAACCCCCAAUACCUUCGAGAAGCUCACUACAGCAUGCUGGCCGCAUGGCAGAAGGGAGUACCCCAGCACCAAGCCACUCUGGAAGUGCUGGCCCAGGUGCUCGCUGACAUGGACUUAUACGGUUGCCUGCAGAACAUCAUAGAGGCCUUGAACGUGGGCAGCCCCUCUGGACUUAUACCCCCUUUCCCUAGUUGAGGCUGUACCAAGCACAGCUUUCUCUUUUUUGGCCUCACCCCUCCUGGACCCUUGGAGGAAAAGGGACCUAGUCCCCAGGGCUUAUUUCCUUUCCUAGGAAGGGCUUAGAGGAACCCUAGGGCAGGCUGGCUGGCUGAUUUGGAAAACACCCAGUGCCUGUCUAUGCAGGCAGUUUUGGGGACCCCAUUUCUGGAGUGCUCCUGACCCACUGUUUCUUUGGUGCUAUAUGAGGUCAGUUCUGUACCAGCUUAGUGUACCCUGACUUUCUCAGCUAUUCAUUCACACACUGUGUGCACGUGGAAGAGUGAAAGGAAUGCAGAUAAGUGGGGUGGACUUUUACCAAACUCUCUGCAUUGUCCAAGUGGGCUUAGGGAAUCCCUGUGAUGUGUCUGAGGAUGCAGUUCAAGCAUGGUGGUCUUGUGCCUAGAGCACUAAUGGAUGGAGUAUGGGCAACUCAGGCUACAGAUAAGUACAGAUAAGCCCCCAGGCUUGGUCACCGAGCCUCUGUACAUGGUAAACAAGCAGUCUUGGUAACAGUUUUUUUUUACACUAAUGUAAACCCAGCAUCAUUCCUUCCUUCUCAUACCACCUCACUUGGUUUCCUCUUUGAUCUCAACUUAGAGGAAUAGGAAUCAAAUGCUAGGUGUCAUUUGAGUCAGAACCCUGAAGGUUCAGGCCAGAACUCUCUUUUCAUAAAUAUUGUACAAUAAAACUUAUGAAAUUAAAGCUAUUAAAGCUGGAUCAUUUGGCAAAUGGA